Molecule: messenger RNA, 1665 nt
Organism: Hibiscus syriacus
Lineage: Eukaryota; Viridiplantae; Streptophyta; Magnoliopsida; Malvales; Malvaceae
Product: CTD small phosphatase-like protein 2-B
Exons: 6
Coding region: 396-1313 (305 amino acids)
Molecular function (GO): phosphoprotein phosphatase activity
Source: RefSeq, a predicted model, not a curated record
GAGGAAACUUCUGGUCCAAUGCAAACAAAGAAAUAAUUUCUGGAAGAAUUUCUUCUCGAGAUCAUGCCAGUCCCAAAGCUUCAAGACCUCAGAAGAAGGUAUCUGAGAAGGUACAAGGUCCAGAGAAGAAAGUAGCAGAGUUAAUUACGUCUUCUGUUAGGAAGAAGAAACCUGGCAGCACAAUCCCAAAGAAAAAUGAAGUGUCUGUUCAGGCUACGAAUUUAAAUGCUAGGUAUGGCUUGGCACAUCAUGAUGCUUCUGAUGCUUGUCUGGGAUUUGAUGCGGUUAAUGGUGUUCAUGUAGAUCAUACGGGCACUGAUCACCGUACUAUAUUUUCUCCAGGCUUCCACAUACCUAAGAAUUGCAGAGCUGAGAUUGCAUGCGCAGAGGUUGAUAUGGAUGCUCAUACUGGAGAAACUCUUAAGUCUACUUCUGUAGAGGAAAUGCUUGUUGCGGACACGAAUCCUGUGAUUUGUACCACAGAUUCUGGAGCUGUCCUUUCAUCUGAAGUUUCAGCCAUAUACAUGGCCAUGAAGAACUCGAAAUUGGAAUGUAUUGAUGAGCAUGGUCAAGAUUCUAUGUCAAUUGAUGUCUGUGUGGAGGAUGAAUACUAUGAGGAAUUUGACGACUUUGAUCCUUAUUUGUUUAUAAAGAACUUACCUGAGUUGUCAUCUGUUGUUCCUGCAUUUCGGCCUGUGCUGCUACCCAAGCAGACCCGAAGUUGCCCACCUACGACUCUAGUCUUGGACUUGGAUGAGACUUUGGUUCAUUCUUCACUAGAACCUUGUGACGAUGCAGACUUCACAUUCCCUGUAAAUUUUAAUCUCCAGGAACACACUGUGUAUGUUAGAUGCCGUCCUCACCUAAGAGAUUUUAUGGAACGAGUUUCCAGUCUUUUUGAGAUAAUUAUAUUUACAGCAAGCCAAAGCAUAUAUGCCGAGCAACUUCUAAAUGUGCUUGAUCCAAAGAGGAGAGUAUUUCGCCAUCGUGUUUUUCGAGAAUCAUGUGUUUUGGUGGAUGGCAAUUACCUCAAGGAUUUGUCAGUCCUUGGUCGUGAUCUGGCACAUGUAAUCAUUAUCGACAACUCUCCGCAGGCAUUUGGGUUCCAAGUGGACAACGGAAUUCCAAUCGAGAGCUGGUUUGACGACCGUUCAGACCGAGAACUACUUUCACUACUUCCGUUUUUGGAGAGCUUGGUUGGAGUCGAAGAUGUGAGGCCAUUGAUAGCGAAGAAAUUCAAUCUUCGGGAGAAAAUAGUCACAGCUGUUUAUCCUACUUCAAAUUUGAGCAGAGGAGACCCUUUUGAAAGGUGAGCUUUAUCACGAAACUGAACUGCAACCGCAAGCUAUAUAGUUUUGAAUAGGGAUUGAUUUCGAUCCUCUACCGUAGACAGUUAUAACCAUUCUCUUUGUUUAUGGCCCGAGCCUAACUCCAACUCCAACUCGGAGGAUCUUUGAACGAGUCGAUCAAAUGACUCAAAAUCAAAAGUGUGGGAUUCCAAAUAGAAAAAAGAGGGAGAGAAAUAAGUCGAGGUGUAGUCAUGUGUUUGGAGUUUGGACAGUCUGAAAAAGAUUUAACGUAGGCGAAAGUGCAACUCUUAUUCAGAUUGAAUGAUGUUAGCGUAGAAAAAUAUAUAUUAUAGAGUUGUGUGGAUUUAAUAUUCGA